This is a messenger RNA of Fonsecaea multimorphosa CBS 102226, 1224 nucleotides long. RefSeq lists its product as uncharacterized. NCBI's taxonomy places the organism in Eukaryota, Fungi, Ascomycota, Eurotiomycetes, Chaetothyriales, Herpotrichiellaceae. The record is from RefSeq and is a predicted model, not a curated record. Bases 1 to 1224 code for a protein of 407 amino acids. The transcript has a single exon.
AUGUACCUUUUCAUUGGAAAUGGUCGCCCGCUAUAUCAUACAGAUACACAGCAAAUAAAUGCUUCGCCAUCUCUGCCAUCUACCUCGCAUAUUCCGCCGCCGUCGUCAUCCGUCUCGUAUCUACUCGGGUCGGACGAAGACUCUACGAAGCUAUGGUUUCCACCUCCCGUUGAUGCCCAGCAGUUCCAUCCCACGGUAGCCUUGUACAACUUGCCCUCUCCAACUUGGCAGCGGCCUCGAACGCCACUAUUCAUCGCCUUCACCCGGAACACCGCCAUGCUUCAGCAGGUAGUCCUCAGCUAUAUUGCAGCCGGGUGGCCGCGAGAGGAUAUCAUUGUGGUCGAUAAUGGGGGCACCAUGGACUCCAAUCCCCGGCGUCUCCUAUCUUCGGAAAACCCGUUCUACGUGGACUACGACCUGUUUCGGAACCGAUAUGGCGUUUCCAUUUUGCAGACCCCGACGCUCUUGACCUUCGCUCAGCUGCAGAACUUCUUCCUGAGAGUCAGUAUGGCGCAUGGGUGGCGGUACUUUUUCUGGUCGCACAUGGACGUCGCGGUACUCAGCGACGAGGAAGCGACACCGUACAAGUCCUUCCACGCCCGCGUGCUCGACGUCCUGUUCGACCUAGGAGUCACGGCCCUUGACGCAGACAUGGGCACUCCGAGAACCGGCGAGAAGAACUGGGCGAUCAAAUACUUCACCUACGACUGGCUGACUCUCGUCAACGUCGAGGCUUGGCGGCAGAUCGGCGCCUGGGACACCUUCAUCCCGUAUUAUGCGACCGACUGCGACGCAUACUCGCGCAUCGUGAUGAAUGGCUUCACCAAGGACGACGUGCGGGCAGGCCGCAUCUUCGACUUGCCCGAGGCCAUCCACGACCCCGAGGCUAAAUUCUUCCCACCCCCGUCGUCCUCGCAGUCUGUCGAUGACCCCUCUUCCGGAGGUGGAGAAGCGCCCGGCUCACGGCGCUACCACCUCCUCCUCGCGGAGCUGGAGGAUCUCGAGCGCCGCAAGCCCGAGAACCACCGCAACAAUUGGCAAGCGGCCCUCGGCGAGGGCGGCAAGGGCGAACCCUGGACCUACAACCCGGACGGGUUCCAGAAGAUGUGGUGGGCCACGGCGGAGAAGGGCAGAGAUAUGUACAGAAUGAAAUGGGGCACCUCAGAGUGCAGGCUGGACGAACAUGGUGUGAAAUUGGCAGACGCUUGGGAAGGCGACGGGUGA